AUGUCGCUGACCGAAAUCGCCGAGACGGAGCCCACAACACUGACCAACGACGCCCUUGAUAAAGCUGAGCAAUUACCAGCGCACAACGAACACGAAGAGAAGAACGGAAAUGGCACGAAGCCAUCGGGAGAUGUGUACCACGGCGACGCAAGCACAGAGGCCUUCCACAAACUGCUGGAUAAUGCCCUGGCCACGGGAGCACCUAGUGACAGCAAGAAGGGCGACAAUACGAGUCAAAGGACUUCUCAACAGGAGUUGGGGACUGAGGAAAGCCGCCCAGCGACGCCGCGGUCCACGAUGACAUACGAUCCGAACGAUGCGUUUGGAGACUUUGACGGCGUGCACUGCGAGCCGGACUUUGGCUACUUCGAGGAUGUACCGAUGCCUGAGCCGGAACCCAUGCCGGAGCCCCAGAGCGAGCAGCCAUUCAGCCGACCGGACAUGCCGCGCCCACAGUCCUACUUCGACAUGCAGACGGGCCAGCAGAUGAUGUAUUACCCGGCUCGCGUGCCAGCUAUGCUCAAUCUGCCGCCCAAACUGUCUAGGAAACCGAAGGCAGCCAUCCGCAACGCCAGGCACUCUAAAGUACUGCAAGCUAUGGGUCACCCAGGUCUCGGACAGGCCGAGUACAUGGAGCGAGGCUCGCACGCAGCCCCCGUCCGCCAGUCGACCUUAUGGCUGCCUGACCCCGUGGAGUCUGAGGCAUUCUCCCCCUUUCCCCUGGAGCCAUCGCCAGUGGAGCCUGCGCAUGACAGGACAUCAUUACUCGAUGGUAGCCACGAACAACGCUCAUGGUCGGCCGGCCGCGAACAAGGGCCUGAAUCCCCCUACGACCCGAUGCCCCAACCUCCACCGGCCGCUCGGCAGCGCUCUCCUCGCACGGUCGAAAUGGACGCCCACAAAUCGGCUCACAUGGAGGAUCUACCACCACAUUUGCGUGCCAGCGCCUUUUUCGAAUUGCCGCCCGAGCCGCCCACUGUCGAAAUGAAAGGUGGCUCUGCGAUGGACACCCUCGACAGCAUCCUUGAUGCGUCGGCCAAUGCCCCUGUUGAUGCCUUUACCGAUCAUGCGUUUGCAGGCAAGCUUGGUCGGGAGGUGUAUGGUCGUGAGAAGAAGGCGAACCGCAAGUCGUCUGCCCUGCUGCAACCAGAGCAUGCUGAUGGCAAGAAACGUGGUUCGUUUAUGCCGUUUGGCAAAUCAAGCAAUGAUGGUUCCUCUGAUCGGAGAAACACUAUGACUGGCGUUUCCAUUCAUAGCAAUAGAACAAGAGAACGUGGCGACGAGGACGAGAGCCAAGCGCUCUCUGGCAGUGUCGAUGGCGAGCACCGCAGAGACGACGAAGAGGAAUUCGUGUCCGAGGACGAGGAGGAACUCUACGCGGGCCCUCCUACGACCCUGUUGGCCGAACUGCAGCUUCGAAAGCACGAGCAGAAGCUGCGGACGCGCAACCAACACCAAGCUGUCCCCGGGGGUAUGCAUUCGACCCUGCUGGAGCUCGACGCCGUUGCCGAGGCACAGCGCAAGACGCGCAAGACGCGCCGCGUGAACCUGGCUUGGGAGGACCCUGACGCCAACCCCGACCACAGUUCUGAAGAUGAAGACGUGCCGCUUGGCUUGCUCUACGCCGGCAAGGCUGCGGGCAACAAUGAUUUCACCGCCGCCAUGGCCGAGCUCAACCGGCCGAUCGGCCUCAUGGAACGCCGUGAGAUGGAAGACAAUGAGCCCCUCAGCGCGCGACGAGCCCGCCUACAAGGCAACGAGCCUUUGACUAUUUCAAAGCACCGGAGUAUGAUGACACUGAACCCGGGCGGCGCUAGCAACAACCGCUUUUCACGGAUGCCAUCGCCGCAACGGUCCGCUAGCCGGUUGGAUCUCGAAGCCAGUGCACCCCGAAUCGAAGAACCCGAGGAGCCCGAGAUCGAAGAAGAGACGCUGGCUGAGCGGGUUCGCCGUCUUCGCGCCAAGGAGGAAGCUGAACACUCGAACCUGCCUCGCACGAGGCCCGUCUCUGCAGCGUUCUCCGUCGAGCUCCUCAGUCAAUUUGGUGAUCUGGACGAAGACAAGACGAAGGAGAAGGCAGCCCCUGCCAAGAACGCCGACGAAGAACAGGAAACGCUCGGCCAGAGGCGUAAGCGCCUGCAAGCCGAGCGUGAGGCGAGGGAGCGAGAGAUGAACACGCAGAUCCGACCUUCGCUCGCACCGCGGCCGGACCAUGAACAUGGCAGACGUGCUCGGCGCACACCCUGUACGUGA
Verticillium alfalfae VaMs.102 is the source of this 2253-nucleotide messenger RNA. RefSeq lists its product as hypothetical. The record is from RefSeq and is a predicted model, not a curated record. NCBI's taxonomy places the organism in Eukaryota, Fungi, Ascomycota, Sordariomycetes, Glomerellales, Plectosphaerellaceae. Bases 1 to 2253 code for a protein of 750 amino acids. The transcript has a single exon.